UAUUCUUCUCUUCCCGCUGGCUCUUCUUUCCACAUUCCAAUCCAAGCCCGGCGAAGGCGAAUAAAGCAAGGCAUGAAUGGGAGACGGCGUUGACGGUGAACGCGAUUACUGUUUCGCGGCUAAUCGUCGGCGGCGUCAGUGGAUGGCUUGACGCCUGACUGCCUGAGCCAUGGCGCCACGCGUUCACCUCAUCCUGCUCAUUGCUGCGCUCGUCCUGCUGGCGGCGGCGGCGGCGGCGCUGGUUUCCGGAGGCCAUGGAGCCCGCCGCCACCUCGCGGUCGCAGAUGGUGACAGCGAGCACCGCCGCCUAGGGGUGGUCGAGCGGCGGGCGAGCGACGCGGGGGCAGCAGCCGGGCGGUGGUCGGCGACCGUCAGGAAAGGCGGCGGCGGCGGGCGUGGCGGCCACGGACACGGCCGCGGCCACGGGCACGGACGCGGCCACGGCGACGGCAACGGCAGCGGCCGAGGGCACGGCACGCCGGAGACGCCGGCCGUGUUCUACCCCCGCACCGUCGCCGGCAACGCCAACUACCACCACGGCCGCAGCGCCGCGGCGAUGACGGGCCCUGGGCGGCUGCUGGCCGCGCGCGGCGUGCUCGUUGCGGCGGCGGCCGUGCUGCUGCUUCGUCUCUGAUCUCGAUCUCGGUCACCUGCAUCUCUCUGCAUUGCUUGUUCACUCGAUCCAUGACAUACUUUCAUCUAGUUUUUGGUGAGAUCGACGAUGGGUGCCGAACGCUUUCUUGUGGUU
Panicum hallii is the source of this 748-nucleotide messenger RNA. Its product is annotated as glycine-rich cell wall structural protein 2-like. The transcript has 2 exons. The coding region runs from base 170 to 634 and encodes 154 amino acids. Lineage: Eukaryota; Viridiplantae; Streptophyta; Magnoliopsida; Poales; Poaceae. The record is from RefSeq and is a predicted model, not a curated record.